Messenger RNA from Aspergillus aculeatinus CBS 121060, 633 nucleotides. RefSeq names its product putative secretory component protein shr3. The record is from RefSeq and is a predicted model, not a curated record. Lineage: Eukaryota; Fungi; Ascomycota; Eurotiomycetes; Eurotiales; Aspergillaceae. The transcript has 2 exons. The annotation marks the transcript as partial. Gene Ontology annotation, biological process: endoplasmic reticulum to Golgi vesicle-mediated transport. Gene Ontology annotation, cellular component: endoplasmic reticulum membrane.
AUGGCUUUCCGCAACGGGUCCUUUGCGACCUUCCUCAUCGUGUGCCCAACCAGCUUCUUCCUCGGCAUCAUCUUCUCCCUCUUCCCCUACGACUACCCGAUCCUCUGGUCCACGACCCCGACGCCCGCCACGCACUUCGACUACUUUGAAUCCCACCUCCGCUUCCUGCACGCCUCCCCGCCCCUCAUCCCGCGCAUCCUCCACAUCGUUAUUUUUCUGGGGUUGGCCGGCCUCGUGACCAAGCUCUACCGCCCCUCGGAGAGCAACAUGCUCUUCGACGGCGCGAGCCUGGUCCUGUACAUGUGCGGCGUGACGGUGUACAUCGCGAAUAUCGUGAAGGGCCUGCGGCUGGUCAGCGCGGGUACCUACGGCGAUGAUCUGCUCGCUGCGACCGCCGCCGCCGCCGGUGCUGGAGCUGGAGGUGACGCGCCGGCCGAGGAAGGGCAGAUCCUCGGUCGCGAGGAUUCGCUGAAGGUCCUCGCGGCGAGCAACACGAUCCUGGCGCUGGUCUUGGUGGGGGUGCUCGUCUUGCAGGCGGGCCAGUGGUAUGCCGAGCGGAAGGAGGCGCAGGAGCUGGCGAGUUUCAAGGCUUCUUCCUCUUCCUCUUCCUCGAAGAAGGAGAAGGAGAAGGAG